ACAUUGUUGAAAAUCAAACCUGGGUUGUGUGUGUGUGUACAUCAGACGGUCAUGACUCUCCAACUUCAUUUGUUGAAAUAGGUAUAGUUAUGUAGGUAUUUAAUUUGAACAAUCUAAUGAUUGAUAAUGAUGACAGAAAUAACAUUUGUUUAAAAAGGACAGGUUUAUUUUCAUGAACUUAAAUUAUAGUAUUAUAGUAAUUUCGGUUUUUAAAUCAAAUUGGUUUUAAAACAGAUCCUGCACGUAUAAAUACAGUGUCGUAUUGCUAAACAUUUAAAUUGAAAUUGGAUUUAAAAGACUCAACUUCCAAAAUGAUGCGGAUAUUGUUUGUGGUUUUGGUAUUUGGAGGAUAUACCUAUGCUCUAACAGAAGAAGAACUUAAGGCAGAAUUCACAAAGUUGGUGAUGAAAUGUCUCAAAGACCACCCAGUGGACAUGACUGAGCUGACCGCCCUUCAGAAGCUGGUGAUUCCCAAGAAGCCCGAAGUCAAAUGUCUCCUGGCCUGCGCGUAUAAACUGGAUGGAAUUAUGAACGACAAAGGUCUCUACAAUAUCGAACACGCUUACAAAGUGGCUGAGCUUGCCAAGAACGGCGAUGAGAAGAGACUUGAGAACGGAAAGAAGAUGGCCGACGUGUGUGUCAAAGUCAACGAUGUUGAGGUCAGUGACGGAGAAAAGGGCUGUGAAAGGGCAGGGCUUAUGUUCAAGUGUGCAGUAGAAAAUGCGCCCAAGGCACUGACCGAGGAAGAGAUUAAGGCAAACUUCAUCAAGCUGGUAGUGCAGUGUAUGAAGGAUAACCCGGUGGAGAUGAUAGAGCUGGUCAACCUGAAGCAGCUGAUCGUCCCCAACAAACCUGAAGUCAAGUGUCUGCUGGCUUGCGCCUAUAAGCUGGACGGCCUGAUGACUGACAAAGGUCUCUACAAUAUAGAGCACGCUUACAAAGUGGCUGAGCUCACAAAGAAUGGCGACGAUAAGAGACUGGAAAACGCAAAGAAGAUGGCGGACGUGUGUGUCAAAGUGAACGACGAAGAGGUCAGUGAUGGAGAAAAAGGCUGUGAAAGAGCUAGACUGAUCUUCAAAUGUGCUGUAGAAAAUGCACCUAAGUUUGGCUUUAAAAUAAAAUGAAGAAGACCGAAUACAU
Ostrinia furnacalis (Asian corn borer) is the source of this 1140-nucleotide messenger RNA. Its product is annotated as Odorant-binding protein 99c. The transcript is spliced from 8 exons. The coding region runs from base 312 to 1124 and encodes 270 amino acids. Gene Ontology annotation, molecular function: odorant binding. Gene Ontology annotation, biological process: sensory perception of smell. The record is from RefSeq and is a predicted model, not a curated record. Lineage: Eukaryota; Metazoa; Arthropoda; Insecta; Lepidoptera; Crambidae.